Molecule: messenger RNA, 949 nt
Organism: Drosophila miranda
Lineage: Eukaryota; Metazoa; Arthropoda; Insecta; Diptera; Drosophilidae
Product: antigen 5 like allergen Cul n 1
Exons: 3
Coding region: 164-925 (253 amino acids)
Source: RefSeq, a predicted model, not a curated record
ACACUGGUUUAGGCGGGGGUUUUGCUAAAUUGUUUGCCGUUGAAUCAUUAAGCUAUUGGGCCUGCAAUAUGGCAUUCCGACAUGCUCUACUGAUAGCCCACUCACAUAAUGGGCCCUAUAAAGCAACCACCCAUCGACAGGGCCACGCCACAAACCGAAAAAAAUGCAGCUCCGAUGCAUUGCCAUGGCCUGCCUCGCGAUGUGCGCCUGCCUCGUGCAGGCCCAGGACUACUGCCGGGCGGAGCUCUGCCCCGUAAACACCAUGCACAUUGGCUGCCGCAACCGUGGGAACUUUUCCCGUUCGUGUCCCCCCGACGCCGCUCGACUGGACAUCCAUGAGGCGGCCCGCAAGCAGGUGGUGCAUGCGCACAACACCCUGCGCCAGAAGUGGGCCAGCGGGGGCGGCGACACUGUCUCGAGGUCCGCCUGCCGCAUGGCCACCAUUUCGUGGGACCAGGAGCUGGCCCGCCUGGCCGAACUCAAUACCAGGCAGUGCCUCUUGGAGCACGACAAGUGCCACAACACGUUGAAGUACCGCAAUUCCGGACAGAAUCUCUAUAUGGCGGGAUUCGCUGGGAUCAUUCCCAGCUCCGUGGAGAGGAUACUCAAGCGAGCCAUGGACGAUUGGGCAGCCGAGGGUAGUGACAUCACAGGAAGGCAGCUGCAAGCCUUCCACCUAAGCGGACCGGAUGUAACCCACUUUGCGGUGAUGGUCAAUGAGGCGAACGUGGCCGUGGGCUGUGCCGUGACGCGAUUCAAGCAACAAAACUUCCACCAUUUCCUGGUUGCCUGCAACUAUGGCACGGGCAACGAACUGAAUAAGCCCGUGUACUCCUCCUGCUCGGUGGCAGGCAGCGGCUGCCAAACCAAGGCCAAUCCCCAGUACCCCGCUCUUUGCUCACAGGAGGAGCAGAUACAGUUCUAAGGAUUAAAGAUAGAAAUCACAAAU